This is a messenger RNA of Sorex araneus (European shrew), 1314 nucleotides long. RefSeq names its product solute carrier family 10 member 5 (gene SLC10A5). The record is from RefSeq and is a predicted model, not a curated record. The transcript has a single exon. Gene Ontology annotation, biological process: bile acid and bile salt transport. Gene Ontology annotation, molecular function: bile acid:sodium symporter activity. Gene Ontology annotation, cellular component: membrane. Bases 1 to 1314 code for a protein of 437 amino acids. NCBI's taxonomy places the organism in Eukaryota, Metazoa, Chordata, Mammalia, Eulipotyphla, Soricidae.
AUGUUUAGAAAACUUCUGAUUGUCCAGCUUUUAUCAUUUGUAACUUUGGGAGAAUCAAGGACAUCGUUUCUGAGUUUUCUGAAUAAAGAGAAGCUUGAAACACUCUUUUUCUCAAAGACGGAAGAAGCGGUCAUCGUGAGGUCAAAAUACAAGGAUAAAACGCCUAACUCUAGCUAUGUCUCUGUGCAAUUAGAAGAUCCUAAAAUACUGCAAGUGGUAAACGUGACCAAGACCGUCUUGGAUGAUACAAAUUUUACCAUAAAUUUGGUGACAGAUGAAGAUGGAGAGACAAAUUUGACCAUUGAGCUGUGGGAUUCUGAAGGUAGGCAAAAAAGACUCAUUGAACAAAUAAAGAAUGUCAAAGUUAAAGUACGCAAACCAAGAAAAGGCAGUCUUUUCCAGGCAUCGAUGCAUAUUGACAGAAGUCUCCUGAUGCUUAUUCUACCAGUGAUACUCUUAAAUAAAUGUGCAUUUGGUUGCAAGAUUGAUUUGCAGAUGUUUCACACGGUGUGGAAGAGACCCUUGCCAAUCCUUCUGGGAGCAGUUACACAGUUUGUUCUUAUGCCGUUUUGUGGAUUUCUUCUGACUCAGAUUUUGGCAUUGCCCGAGGCACAGGCUUUUGGAUUUGUUGUGACUUGCACAAGCCCAGGAGGGGGAGGAGGGUAUCUGUUCGCGCUGCUUCUAGAAGGAGAUGUCACUUUGGCCAUUUUGAUGACUUGCACCUCAACGCUGUUGGCCCUGAUAACGAUGCCUGUCAAUUCUUUCCUAUACAGUCGGAUGUUAGGCUUGUCCGGCGUGUUUUAUAUUCCGGUCUCUAAAAUCCUGUCAGCACUCCUUUUCAUACUUAUACCUGUGUUGAUUGGAAUAGUUCUCAAGCAUAGAGCGCCAGAAAAAGCAAAGUACCUGGAGAGAAUAAUUCGACCUCUGAGCUUUGUUUUAAUGUCUGUGGGGAUUUAUUUGACUUUCAGAAUGGGUUUAGCGAUUGCGCAGACGGUUAACUUGGAGGUGCUUUUGUUGGGAGCCUUGGUUCCUGUUUUGGGUUUAUUGUUUGGGUUCUCCCUAGCAAAAGCUUCUCUGCUGCCUCUCCCGCUUUGUAAAAGCGUUGCUAUUGAAUGUGGGCUACUAAAUAGUUUUCUAGCCCUGGCUAUUAUUCAGCUCUCCUUUUCGCAGUCUAAGGCUAAUUCAGCCUCUGCCGCUCCUUUUAUUGUGGCCAUGUGUUCCGGAUGUGAAAUGUUACUGAUCCUUCUGGUAUAUAAGGCUAAGGAAAAAUUUGCUUUUCUCAAAGACUAUAAAACAACAAUGUCUGCGAUCUAA